Molecule: messenger RNA, 3192 nt
Organism: Didymosphaeria variabile
Lineage: Eukaryota; Fungi; Ascomycota; Dothideomycetes; Pleosporales; Didymosphaeriaceae
Exons: 7
Coding region: 1-3192 (1063 amino acids)
Biological process (GO): DNA-templated transcription
Molecular function (GO): heme binding; DNA binding; monooxygenase activity
Source: RefSeq, a predicted model, not a curated record
AUGCUGAAUUUCAUUACUCUUCUGACUUUCGAUACAGAUGCGACACCUGUAAACGGCGCAAAGAGCGGUGUGAUGGCCUUCAGCCAUGCAAGCGAUGUAUUGUACGAGGGGUUCGUAACCGGUGCGCCUAUUCCACGCCUGGUCAGCACGCAAUCUCUUCCAAUCCGAUCACUUUGCGAACGCAAGGUUCCCUGGACAGCAACCGUCGAACUCAAGACUGGCCAAUUUCCCGAUCUGGUUGCCGAAGCGCUCGGCCCAUGUUCAUUCGUUGACGAACCACUACAGCAUUAUAUAGUGGAACCUACCAAUGAAUUUGCAGACUGGACCAUGCUUCAAGCUUUCCCACCUAAGCCUGAUUGUCUCGAGGCUUCUCAUCUUGUUUCUUGGGCUAUGCGGGCUACAAAUGGAGCACUGGGGAUAUGCGAGGAAAUCGAACUACAACAGAGCAUACGGGACUGGCUUGGGUGCAGCGAUCAGGACGACAGACCUUUGACAGGGGCUUUCAACAACCUCAUCUUUGCCGUCGGUGCCUUGUCAUGCCCAGACGAUAAAGACGAUAUGGCGGCCGCUUACUUCGGACACGGCCAGUACUUGAGCAUGAUCGGCUCUACCGGCGAGCCAAGCAUCCUGUCUAUUGUCUGUUACAUCUGGACGACAUUCUACCUGAUCACUUCACGCCAAGUUAAUGCUGGCUAUGCUUCGCUCAGUGCGGCUGUUCGUGAUGCGCAUGGUCUAGGAAUACAUCGUUCUGCAGUUUCGUACAUCUUCACCGACGAACAAGCCAUGCGGGAGCGAAUAUGGAAAGCUCUUCGCAUGCUUGAUCUUUUCUUGAGUAUCUCUAUCGGUCGGCCCAUGACUACUGCCGAGACCCGUGAUACCAAAGCUAGCUGCGGCUACUCAUGUAUCAACGAUCUAGCCGCGAUCAUGGAGACCACGAUCAAGACUAUCUACAACAGCCCAGGGGAGAUCUCCAAGCAAUUUGUAUACGACUCUAUGGAGGAGCAUCGGCUUUGGGUGGAUCGCUUGGCAACCGAGCUGAAUGCUACCGCAAGUGGUUCUCCACUCGACUCAAGACUAGCAGACGAAAUCCGUCUCUUCGUUCCACUCCAAGAGUCAUACCAUUGGUCUGUUAUGCUCCUUACAUGGCCAUUCCUUUUCGACAAGGUUUCCACCCAAUUAGAAGACCGAGGAGAUGAGGCAUUAGGUCGCUCUUCUCGCACUGAGAACACGCCAAGCUCAGAAUUCAGUGAUAUGCUGGUAUCUGCAUGUGUGAACUCGGCGGUGCGUUGUAUCGACGUCACUCGGGAUUCGCUGUCCCAGGCGGGUCAACCAAAGCGACUGCCAUAUGCUGUGAACUCCGUCUUCCAUUCUGCACUCACUGUUGGGAUUGCUGUCUUUGCCGAUCUGGACCAAGUUUACCCGUUGAAAAGCAGUUUGCAAAAGGCUCAAGCCCUAUUGCGAACGUUACAGCUUAACGACUGUUGGGCCCGGACCACUUUGCGAGCAACAGAACGUCUCCAAGCUGCCGGAGAGAGCUAUAUCGACCGCCGCACUCACCGAAGAAUGGAAUUUCAACAAAGAAUGAUUGGAAGAAUGUUCGGACAACUGCACGAUCUCCAACCGCUUGCGCACAAGAAAGAUCUCGUAAUUAGCUCCGACGAUACAGAUACUUCGCCAUCGAACAACACGUUGUUGGAACAUAUUCUAACUCACAAAUAUGCCUACGGCAUUCUCGCAGUCUGCACCCUGCUCGUAAUCAAAUCCUUUGUUCAGUCAUUACUAUCGCCUCUGCGGAAUGUACCCGGCCCACUUCUAGCACGAUUCACACGAUUAUGGGAGGUGUUCGCUGUCAGACGAUAUGACUUCGCCACCUACAACAUUGCGCUUCAUCAAAAGUACGGACCAAUUGUAAGAAUCGCUCCCAACAGGUACAGCAUCAACGAUCCGGAUGAGAUCAAGACGAUCCUAGGUCAUUCACCAUCCAUGGCCAAAUCGAAGUACUACUACCCAUUUGGUAGACAUGACCAGACCAACCUUUUCUCCGUAUCUGACAAAGCCGUCCACUCGAACUUAAAACGACCAAUCUCGCAACUCUAUUCCAAUACACACCUUUUAUCAUACGAAGCUCAGGUGGACAAGUGUAACGUGGUAUUGCUGAAAAGUUUGAAAGAGUUUGCCCGGGAGGGACAGGCGGUCGACUUUCGCGAAUGGGCCCAGUACUAUGCUUUCGAUGUGAUUGGGGAGAUCAGCGUUGGUUCCUCUUUCGGAUUAAUGGAAAACAACGGCGAUUCCAGCGGUAUCAUCAAAGGUAUCGACGAUUCCACGGCUUACGGAGCUUAUUGUGCACUUGUACCGGAUGUGCACUACCCAAUGCAAGAGAUCAGAAAAUUCCUUCGCCUUCACAAUCCAACUCGCGCCAUUAUAGACUUCACUUGGCCACAUAUACUGGAUCGCGCCAAGGGCAAGACAUCACCUCCUAAGUCAGACAGCGAAGACUUCCUCACGAAGUUGUUGCGUCUUGAACACGAGGGAAAGGCCAAGCGGGUCGACACCUUCAACGCUCUAGGGCAGAACAUCGCUGCCGGCUCCGACACCACGGCCAUCUCGAUCGCUAGCGUGAUCGGGCACCUGGCUAUGAAUCCAGAUAAGAUGGCCAGUUUACGACACGAACUGGAAAGUGCAACGCAGAGAGGGGAGCUCUCCAAUCCAGCGCUGUACCAGGAAGCACAGAAGCUACCCUACCUCCAGGCUGUCAUUCAAGAGGGUCUGAGAAUCCAUCCUGCGGUCGGCUGCCCGCUAGUACGUGUCGUUCCUGCAGGCGGCGCACACAUUGCAGGCCGAUAUUUUCCCGCUGGCACUGAGGUCGGAAUCAACGCUUGGGUCAUCCACAGGAACAAGGACAUCUUCGGCCCGGACGCCGAUAAAUUCGUCCCUGAGCGCUGGCUGACGAACGAUCCUGGCGAGCGCGCAAGGCUGGAAAGGAACUUCCUUGCUUUCGGCACUGGCCCGCGCACUUGCAUUGGGAAGAACAUCAGUCUGCUCGAACUGUCGAAAGUCAUUCCCCAGCUGGUGCGGCAAUUUGACUUCGAGAUCGUUCCUGAUGCGGAGAACGGAGGAAAGAUGUACGAUUACAAGACGUUGUGGUUUGUGAAGCAGAAGUUCAAGUGCUUUGUGCGCGAGCGGACUGUUUGA